Closterium sp. Naga37s-1 is the source of this 2082-nucleotide messenger RNA. The record is from the annotation of a GenBank genome assembly. Lineage: Eukaryota; Viridiplantae; Streptophyta; Zygnematophyceae; Desmidiales; Closteriaceae.
AUGGCCCAUGCCAUGGCUUGUAGAGCUCACUGCUCCUGCAACCUUCAUGCCACUGCGUCACAUGCACCUGCCGAGCUCAAGGCAGGCAGCCGCCCCCAGGCUGACCUGCACACGGCUCACCUGCACACGAGGGCAUUGUCUCACCUGCACACGAGGGCAUUGUCUCACCUGCACACGAGGGCAUUGUCUCACCUGCACACGAGGGCAUUGUCUCACCUGCACACGAGGGCAUUGUCUCACCUGCACACGAGGGCAUUGUCUCACCUGCACACGAGGGCAUUGUCUCACCUGCACACGAGGGCAUUGUCUCACCUGCACACGAGGGCAUUGUCUCACCUGCACACGAGGGCAUUGUCUCACCUGCACACGAGGGCAUUGUCUCACCUGCACACGAGGGCAUUGUCUCACCUGCACACGAGGGCAUCGUCUCACCUGCACACGAGGGCAUCGUCUCACCUGCACACGAGGGCAUCGUCUCACCUGCACACGAGGGCAUCGUCUCACCUGCACACGAGGGCAUCGUCUCACCUGCACACGAGGGCAUUGUCUCACCUGCACACGAGGGCAUUGUCUCACCUGCACACGAGGGCAUUGUCUCACCUGCACACGAGGGCAUUGUCUCACCUGCACACGAGGGCAUUGUCUCACCUGCACACGAGGGCAUUGUCUCACCUGCACACGAGGGCAUUGUCUCACCUGCACACGAGGGCAUUGUCUCACCUGCACACGAGGGCAUUGUCUCACCUGCACACGAGGGCAUUGUCUCACCUGCACACGAGGGCAUUGUCUCACCUGCACACGAGGGCAUUGUCUCACCUGCACACGAGGGCAUUGUCUCACCUGCACACGAGGGCAUUGUCUCACCUGCACACGAGGGCAUUGUCUCACCUGCACACGAGGGCAUUGUCUCACCUGCACACGAGGGCAUUGUCUCACCUGCACACGAGGGCAUUGUCUCACCUGCACACGAGGGCAUUGUCUCACCUGCACACGAGGGCAUUGUCUCACCUGCACACGAGGGCAUUGUCUCACCUGCACACGAGGGCAUUGUCUCACCUGCACACGAGGGCAUUGUCUCACCUGCACACGAGGGCAUUGUCUCACCUGCACACGAGGGCAUUGUCUCACCUGCACACGAGGGCAUUGUCUCACCUGCACACGAGGGCAUUGUCUCACCUGCACACGAGGGCAUUGUCUCACCUGCACACGAGGGCAUUGUCUCACCUGCACACGAGGGCAUUGUCUCACCUGCACACUGAGGGCAUUGUCUCACCUGCACACGAGGGCAUUGUCUCACCUGCACACGAGGGCAUUGUCUCACCUGCACACGAGGGCAUUGUCUCACCUGCACACGAGGGCAUUGUCUCACCUGCACACGAGGGCAUUGUCUCACCUGCACACGAGGGCAUUGUCUCACCUGCACACGAGGGCAUUGUCUCACCUGCACACGAGGGCAUUGUCUCACCUGCACACGAGGGCAUUGUCUCACCUGCACACGAGGGCAUUGUCUCACCUGCACACGAGGGCAUUGUCUCACCUGCACACGAGGGCAUUGUCUCACCUGCACACGAGGGCAUUGUCUCACCUGCACACGAGGGCAUUGUCUCACCUGCACACGAGGGCAUUGUCUCACCUGCACACGAGGGCAUUGUCUCACCUGCACACGAGGGCAUUGUCUCACCUGCACACGAGGGCAUUGUCUCACCUGCACACGAGGGCAUUGUCGAGCGAGCCACCCCUGAUGAGCCCCGCUGCUCGCAUCUGCUCCACCUGCGGCGACGGGGGCAGGAAGGUGCAGGAGGACGCAGAAGGUACGGGCAGGGGCAAUGCCCGACACAUAGUCGCCACACUCCCCACCCUGCUCCCCAUGCUCCCCAUGCCCCCCCUGCGCUGCUGCCCCCGAUGGCCGCUCUGCUGCUCCACCUGGUUCCUCUCCUGCGCCCCGGUGUUGCUCUGCUGCCCGCGGUUGCGCUGGCUGCUGUGAGCGGCACGGCUCCCACGACACCCACUGCCGCCCGAUGGCCGGCACCUGUGAGCGUGCAGGGAGUUGAGAGGGUCAACGGGGACAAUGCACAGUGCUGA